AUAGAUUUCGCUCUGUUCCAUUUGCCCUGGUGGUGUUCUAUGUUUCUGCCCCGGUGGCCUCUUUAUUGCUUACAUUCACUAACUUGCAGUACCCCUUGAGAUAUCCUAAUUCCCUUUUAGUUGAUACUAAGAUACCCAUCAUGUCAGAACGUUCGUGUCCGGUCUCCGGUUCCGUUGGCGGGCAAUGUCCAGUCGGCCAUACGAACACAAGCAGGAGUAAUAGUCGAAUGGGCCCCCGAGGCUGCUCGUUCUCUGGCUACAGUCAACCAGGAGAUAUACACGCAGCAUUCGAUAUCCCACGAGGAGUUGAUGCUGAAGAGUGGCUUCGAAUGAGAGAACGCAAAUCAAUAAAUCAGCUGCUGUACAAUAACAUUCCAUCUGUCCGGGAAAUCGACGCGGCCAAAACUCAGGCAGAGAUCGAUGCGUUCAACGCUCAUGAACAGGACCUGUUAGCUGUGGCGUUGGGAGCGCCAGCUAGACAAGUCAUGUUGAGAGCGGAGGAAAUUGGCCCCAAGACCGGCUGGCUUGAUGGCUAUCUCAGCGCGGAGCAUGGAUUCUGUCCCCCGGACUACGAAGAGGCCAUCGGUGCUUUAUCGAGGACUCCGGGUAGAAUAUGGGCUGAUCUUUGCGAGCGAAUGCCUGGUUGCGUUGCAAGAGGGCGUGUCCAAGAAUCCGUUGCCGCGCUCGCUCUUGUGGAGGGUACCAAAGAAGUCAUUCCAGACCAGGCACUAUGGGCAGCCUUAGUAGCCUUAGGGAUGUUAUGCUCUAUCUAUCGCUUCGUAUCCAAAUAUGAUGGCAGCGAAGGAAUUUCUUCUGCUCUCCCUAAGAAGAAGCCGCCGAACGUCCCUAUGGGUGAUGAGCUUGGUGAAGAGCUUGUCGCUAUCCCGCUGUGUAUAGCGUUGCCGUAUUAUCAGAUCUCGCGACGCAUGGGUCGAACACUUCCACACCUCACGUUUCCCGACCAAUCCAGCUAUAACAUCAAGAUCAGAGACCCUACUUCAACCUAUCCUUACGUUGCACGUUCUGAGAACAUAGACCUCCGAUGGUCAAUGUUCGGCGAGAAAGCCGAGGUAGCUUUUCUCAAGGGUUGCGCCGAUACAUCAGCAUCUUUCCAGCAUGGGCCGGAUGCUAUCGCGGCGUGCCAAGAGCAUGUCAUGAACAAGAACAUUGAAGGACUUUUACGCGAAAUGAUUCGAUUAAAGGAGAUCCUGGAGCGCAUGCCAAACGCCUUUCACUCCAUCAACGUUAACCCAAACUCGGGAGAGAACUAUGUCCCUGUGCACCAAUGGGUUCGUUGGGCCAAGUUCUCCGCUCCACUGUCUAAGAGAUGCCCGGCUUCUUCAGGUUUACAAUUCCCUCCCUACCUUGUCAUGGACGCUUUCCUUGGUCGCAAAAAAUACAACUCUUUCCUUGGUGCAGAAGGUGUACAUUUGAGAGCCUGGCUACCUUCUAAUCUUCGGGCCUUUAUUGCUGCCAUCGAGUAUCAUUAUAGAAUUCCCGAGUUCGUCCAGCAGUCUGGCGACCCGCGACUGAUGGGUGUUUUGGACGGCAUUAUUGAGGCAUAUACAGGCGAAAGAGGUUUCAUGGGGACGCACCGCUAUAAGGUCUUUGGUAUUCUCGAAAUCGCUGCAAAGACAGGGCGAACGGAAACCAAUGGUGCGUCUGGCGCUGCAGAUGCGUCUCGCCCGUGGGAAGAAACCCAUAAACAGUUUUCGGACGCAAUGAAGGAACGUCUCGAGCCAUAUCGGGGUAACUUGCCAAUAGAACCGCACCAAAUGCGAGGAACCUUCGAAGAAUGUCGCUAUAUCACAAGAGUUCUAAACCGAUCCAAUGUCGAUUCCGAUCCAACACGGUCAAUUGGUCUCGUCACCUUAGAUAUUCAAGAUACGGGUAUUACUUUCAUGCCCGGUGAUCGUCUUGCAGUUAUGCCUCUCAACAGCUGGGAUGAAUGUGCAAAGGUUGCGGCAGCCUUAGGCCUGGAGACCCGCCUCGAUGACCCGGUUGAUGUGGCCGGUACAUGGUCCCGUUUUGAACAGCAUCUCACAUCUGUGAGAAGAAAGACGACAAUAAAGAAGUUGACGGUAGCCGAUAUCCUCCGCCGCGGUCACCUAGUACCUAUUACAAAAGAACUCGCUUUGAAGAUUCAUAGUCUACUUGCUGCAUCCUCAAACACUGUCCUCCAAGUCCUUGCCACGGAUGAGUGGCCUGUUCGAGGCUCACUGGGCGACAUACUACAAGAUGCCCUCAUGGAUACUCCAACUCACAUUUGGGAUAAGGCAUUUAGCCUGGACAACCUUUCGUGGCUAGCUGGUCUCAUCUCUGUUGAGAUCCCCCGUACAUAUUCGAUAGCUAGCUAUACUGAUGAACUUCUUCCCAGCACCGUUGACUUGGCUAUAUCGCGCGCCGAAUACAAGCUCUGCUCAACGUUCUCCAAACAAGAAGAUGUGGGACGCGCUGGCGUUGCAAGUGGGUUCUUCAACCCGUACCCGUCAUCAAAUGAGAUGGAAUCUGAUGACGAGAUCCUCGUUGGCGUUUCCCGGCCCAUGUCUUUCCAAUUACCUUUGGAUAACAUGGCUCCCUGCGCUUUCUUCGCUGGUGGUAGUGGAAUCGCCCCAUUCCGAAGCUUUUGGCAAUAUCGCCUGACCACCGACGGCUUGUCUGGGGGCAAGAACUAUUUGUAUCUUGGUGUCCAGUCGCGCGAGAAGUUUUGCUUCGAGGACGAAUUGAGAGAGUACGUGAACGCGGACUUUAUGGAGGUUCAUGUAGCUUUCUCAAGGGAUUCCAGGGGCCUUGCAUACGAUCCGCACUCGCGCGACCUAGUCGAGAAACAUAUUCCUCCCCGUUAUAUCGAUACCCUAAUCGUCGAGCAAAGUGCCACCAUCUCCGAUCUUGUUAUGUCAAAGAAACAGGGCGGCCUAGGUGGCUACCUUUACGUGUGCGGCUCUGUUGCCGUUUUCGAUUCUGUGAUGAAUGGAAUUCGCAAAGCAAUAUAUACCCACUGUACGGCAACUAUGGAAAACGUUGACCUAAUCGUCAACAAAGCAUUUGCAGAACGGCGGUUUAUGCUCGACGUCUUCAUGACUCCUAAGCCCCUUCCUUGCAACCUACCGACCAUCUCAUUAUCUCAACUUGCUCAACAUACUGGUCAUAGACCAGGAUCGCGGAUGUGGAUAGGAGUUCACGGAAGUGUAUACGAUGUAACUGAUUUUAGUCCUAUGCAUCCUGGAGGCACACAAAUCAUCAAGUCGAAUGCAGGCGUGGACUGUUCAAAGACGUUUGACAACCUAGCUCAUACCAAUAACCCCGAGGUAACUAGCCUUCUAAGCAAGUAUUUUGUUGGACAUUUAACACCCAAACCCGACUACCAAGACGGUGAGGAGGAAAUAUCUGCUUUAUACGAUAUUUGGGCCGCGUACCUAUGCACCAUCGUGGAGACGCUAGGGGCACAUCAAAUCGAGAUGCACGAGAUCCAGGGGGCAUCGAUCAAAACGUCCUCAUCGUAUGACCGUUUGGGGAGCACUAAUAUGUGGCUCCACGAGAACUUGCCCAGCACAAUCGCUAUUCGCGCUUUCUAUGGCUACCAGAGCAGAUUAUUACAAAUGGGAUUCCCUGCUCUCUUCGGAGCGAAGCUUCAAGAACUUGUUCUCAAGCUGUCGUUCAGCCUUGCUAACGCAGGUGGUGCAGGCGCAAAUAUCCAAUUGCCCGAUGUAUUAGGAGCGGUAGCCCGCGCGAAUACGGGUCCAGACGCCGUGUCCUGUAUGAACGAGGUAGCUCUUAUCGGUCAGUUUAUCAGCGGCGCCGAAAGUUCUCUCCGCUUCCAAGAACGCGGUGUCUUCGCUUAUGCAGCUAGGAGCGUAGAAUUGGACAUCGAAUUACUUGAAGAUCUUCGCCAGGAGAUCGGUACCGGUAUGGAUGCUUUCGACAGCAUCGCCAAUGCAUAUAACUCGGCCGACAAGAUGCAGGACCCGGACUUUGAAGCCAAUCGCAUGACAGCUCUUUCGACAUUCCUUCUUCAGAUCCUCGAGCGCAUUGCACGUCGACUUGGAAUCUUUUACGCCCAACUGGCUCAAUGCUCAGUCUAUAGACCUGAACUCGAACGAAACCCUGCCAGGACCCGUUGGGCUCUAGUGCGUAGAUGCAUUCGAGAUGGAAGUUUAUUCGUGAUGACACACAAAGCAGCCACUGACGUUCUCACCACGGGACAGCAAUCAUCCUACUACAUGUCGCGCGCCAACCCUAAUCAGAAUGUCGACUUCGACAACGUCAUGUCGCAGGUCCGAGCUACCCUAGGCUCAGCGCAAAUUGAUACACAAACCAGCAUCCCACAACAUCCUAUGACCCUAAGUGCCGUACACCAAGCUCGAGGAAGGAGCUCGGGAGAUGCUAUGCGGACGGGAGAGAACCCCGGGGCGCUCAAGGCUAUGAACAGCUUCGUGGAGAAGCAUAGCAAAGCGAUACGGCGACUCAGCAAAAUGCCUCCUAUGCCAAUGAACUUUGAGGAUUUGCAGAAGGCCAUGGCGCAGACGGGCUCACACACGCCUCCGGCUGAGCCUCAUGAAGCCAUGGCGAUGGGUCUCGGCAUCAAGAACCAAACGCUGAUCCCCGGACACGCUAGACUCCCGACUCCCCCAUCCAGCCGCGGAUCUAGCCGCUCACCGUCUCGCGUUCGGUCGUCCACCGGUAUGUCGCCCUCAGCCGAGAUGCUCCUUAGCAAGCUGAACCAAUCACGGUCGCGGUCGCGCGGAAACUCGCUGCAGAGCCAGCACUUAUCCCCCAUGAGCCAGAACUACAACCAACUCAACCACACCCCGCAACUACAAGCUCAAUAUCAACAGCAACAAAAUGCCCCCUACUACCCCGUCAUCGGCGGCCUCCCAACCCCGCACAUGAGCGCCGCUACUAACGUUCAUACCGGCCCCAAGAGCAACGUCCACGCAGCUAUGAGCUCUCUCAUGGGACAGCUGAAUACCAGGCGUCCGCGCAGUGAGGCCCCUGGUGCCGUGGGUAUUUCUGUGAACCUGCCCGGAGUCCGCCACGCGCGGUCCGCGUCGAGGUCCAGCGCGGGAAGCAUCGCGGGAAAUGGGCACGGUCAUUUCUCGAAGCAAUCGACGAAUUCGCUGCGCGCGUUCAAGCUUGGGGCGGUGGGCGGGGAGAGGUUUAUGCCUGCUUCCUAGGGGUUUAUUGGUUCCUCUACAUUGGGUCAAGUUAGGUUUCUUGGGGUGAGGUUUUGCUGUAUAGAUUCAUAUAGAUAUUGGAUAUAAGUACAUACAUAGAUGCUGGUCAUGUAAAAUUCUGUUCGUUCGGUGAU
Messenger RNA from Annulohypoxylon truncatum, 5308 nucleotides. RefSeq lists its product as uncharacterized. NCBI's taxonomy places the organism in Eukaryota, Fungi, Ascomycota, Sordariomycetes, Xylariales, Hypoxylaceae. The record is from RefSeq and is a predicted model, not a curated record. The transcript is spliced from 7 exons. Gene Ontology annotation, cellular component: cytosol. The coding region runs from base 141 to 5174 and encodes 1677 amino acids. Gene Ontology annotation, molecular function: heme binding; flavin adenine dinucleotide binding; FMN binding.